AUGGCUGCUGAUUCCAAUGAUUAUCUUGCUUGGGGUCAUUCCAAUUCCAUGGUUACUUCAUGGCUUAUUCAUUCCACCAUCCCCUCUAUCGCCAACAGAAUUCUCUGGACAACGAAUGCUCGCGAUGUUUGGGUCGAUCUCAGCGACAGGUUUUCUCAGCAAAAUGCCCCUCGCAUAUUUGAAAUCCGACGUUCUAUAUCCAAUCACUCUCAAGCAAGUGAUUCAGUCUCUGCCUUCUAUACUGCACUGAAGUCUUACCGUGAUGAAUUAUCUUCAUAUCGAACCAUUACUACCUGCACCUAUGGCGCCAUGACGAUGCUCAAUGCUCAUGUUAAAACUGAUUCUCUCAUGGAUUUUUUACAGGGUCUCAAUGACUCCUUCUCCGUUGUUCGAAGUCAAAUACUUCUUAUGGAUCCAUUGCCAAGCAUGGCCAGAGCUUAUUCCCUACUUCUUCAAGAAGAAAGACAGCGAUCCUUGCAAGGAUCCCAUUAUGUUUCCCUUGAUCAGGUUGCAUUGGCGGCUCAGCCUUCAUCUUCCUGA
Telopea speciosissima is the source of this 540-nucleotide messenger RNA. RefSeq lists its product as uncharacterized. The transcript has a single exon. Lineage: Eukaryota; Viridiplantae; Streptophyta; Magnoliopsida; Proteales; Proteaceae. The coding region runs from base 1 to 540 and encodes 179 amino acids. The record is from RefSeq and is a predicted model, not a curated record.